CCCCAGCUCCGGCUCUGGUCCUUGUGGUGGGUCUUCAACUCAGCCGGUUACUACCUGAUGCUGUACUACGUGCAGAUCCUCUGGAAUGAGAUCUACCCCGCCAUAGACAACCGCCGGGUGUACAACGGAGGGGUGGACGCUGCUUCCACACUGCUGGGGGCUGGUGCCUCCUUUGCUGCCGGCUACAUGAAGAUCCGCUGGACGCUGUGGUCGGAGCUGGUGAUCGGGGUGGUGACGGCUUUCCAGGCAGGACUGCUCCUGCUCAUGAACACCACCAGCAAUAUCUGGCUGUGCUACGCUGCCUACGUCCUCUUCCGUGGCUCCCACCAGUUCCUGGUGCCCAUCGCCAUUUUCCAGAUCGCUACCUCCCUCUCCAAAGAGCUCUGCGCACUGGUUUUCGGGGUCAACACCUUCUUCGCCACCGUGCUGAAGACCAUCAUCACCAUCAUUGUGGCUGACAAGAGGGGCUUGGGCUUGUCUGUGCAUCCCCAG
Molecule: messenger RNA, 492 nt
Organism: Balearica regulorum gibbericeps (East African grey crowned-crane)
Lineage: Eukaryota; Metazoa; Chordata; Aves; Gruiformes; Gruidae
Source: RefSeq, a predicted model, not a curated record